Messenger RNA from Ochotona curzoniae (black-lipped pika), 1682 nucleotides. RefSeq names its product junctional adhesion molecule 3 (gene JAM3). NCBI's taxonomy places the organism in Eukaryota, Metazoa, Chordata, Mammalia, Lagomorpha, Ochotonidae. The coding region runs from base 1 to 1629 and encodes 542 amino acids. Gene Ontology annotation, molecular function: protein homodimerization activity; protein heterodimerization activity. The transcript is spliced from 12 exons. The record is from RefSeq and is a predicted model, not a curated record. Gene Ontology annotation, biological process: angiogenesis; cell adhesion.
AUGGUGGUGGUGGUGGUGGUAGUGUUGGUGGUAGUGGUCGUGGUGGUAGUGGUAGUGGUGGUAGUGAUGAGAAUCGCCGCAUCCACAGCAACAGUCGUCGGCUUCCUCUGUUGCCAUGGCAGCAGCUCCGUGGGGCUGGGCGGUCGCUAUGGUAACCGAAGGCGGGUCGCAGGGUCCCGGCCGCCGAGCGCAUGCGCGCGGGGACGGCCGGGCGAGCCGGAGCGCGCGGAGCCACCGCGGCCCCUCAGGCGGCUCGUCAUGGCGCUGAGGCGGCGGCCGGUGCUGCGUGUCUGCGCGCGGCUGCCCGACGUGCUGCUGCUGCUGCUGCUGCGGGGUGAGCGGGCGCGGGGCCGUGGGCGGCGGGGCCGUGGGGCGGCGGGCGGCGAGGCCGGGGGUCCCCGAGGAGCGGGGCCGGGAAUCCGGGCUGGCGCUGCUGCAGGGUGCCCCGGGCGCGCCCUGCACAAAGGGAGCGCCCUCGGGGGGCGCCCGGCGGGGCUUGCUGCGGGCCGGGAGCCCGGGGGGAACUUGGGCGACUUUGCGGGAGUUGGCCUUGGAUCCGCUGUCCUUGGACGGCCCGCGCGGACGGGGUGUGACUCCGUAUCCCGAACUGGGCACGUGGCAGCCAGGGUCUCGGUGCCCACCACAGUUGGGAGGCCACAAGGAAAGAAAGGGGAGAUCGGGAGCAGCAAGUUCGUGGUGGAGUUAUGCAACCAGCCCUACUUACUAGGUGUGGUGUUUGAAGAGCCCCUGGGAGAAGCUGCCUACCUGGUUGGCUGCUUGAUAGAAGCUGUGAAUCUCAAAUCCAGCAACCGAAACCCAGUGGUGCAAGAAUAUGAGAGUGUGGAACUGUCUUGUAUCAUUACUGAUUCGCAGACAAAUGACCCCAGGAUUGAAUGGAAGAAAAUUCAAGGAGACCAAACCGCAUAUGUGUUUUUUGACAACAAAAUCCAGGGAGACUUGGCAGGACGUGCAGAAGUAUCGGGGCAAACUUCCCUGAAGAUCUGGAAUGUGACUCGGAAAGACUCAGCCCUGUAUCGCUGUGAAGUUGUUGCUCGAAAUGAUCGUAAAGAAAUUGAUGAGAUUACCAUUGAGCUAAUCGUGCAAGUGAAGCCAGUAAGCCCUGUCUGCAGAGUACCCAAGGCCGUGCCCGUAGGCAAGAUGGCAACAUUGUACUGCCAGGAGAGCGAGGGCUAUCCCCGGCCCUACUACAGCUGGUAUCGGAAUGAUCUGCCACUGCCGACGGACUCCAGGGUGAACCCCAGAUUUCGAAAUUCCUCCUUUCUCUUAAACUCUGAAACGGGCACUCUGGUCUUCAGUGCUGUCCACAAGGAGGACUCUGGGCAGUAUUUUUGUAUUGCUUCCAAUGAUGCGGGCUCAGCCAGGUGUGCGGAGCAGGAGAUGGAAGUCUAUGACCUCAACAUCGCUGGCAUCAUCGGGGGUGUGCUGGUUGUGCUCGCUGUCCUGGCUCUGAUAACGCUGGGCAUCUGCUGUGCAUACAGACGUGGUUACUUCAUCAACAAUAAGCAGGAUGGAGAAAGUUACAAGGCGCCAGGGAAACCAGAUGGAGUUAAUUACAUCAGGACAGAUGAAGAGGGUGAUUUCAGGCACAAGUCAUCCUUUGUGAUCUGAGAGCUGGCAUCGUGGCUGCGAGCAGUGCAGGCACCUCUGCUAGAACCUCCUGC